AUGUUUAUACCACAUGAUUUCGCAGGCAUGCCUCUCAACUAUUCAAUUAAUACAAUUUCUGAUCAGGCAUUAUCUUAUUAUGUCGAAGAGAAGAAUAAAAUGGUACAGUUAAUAUACUCUUAUUCACCUGUUACAUUUAAUAUGACAUUUUAUGAAUAUUCAUCGAAUGAUAAUUUCUAUGUAAUGAAUUGCUUAAAUAAUAAGAGAGAACUAUUAUAUAGGAAUCAGAUCCAAGGAAAUAAUUCAUAUUCAUGCAAUAAUACUAACUAUAUUUCCAUAUCUCUUGGUAAUGGUAAGAUCGAAUUUUCUAAGUUUUCAUUUGAUAAUCCAUUAAUUUCAAAUGAAGGAUUGCCUCAAUAUGAUGAUGGAAAAUUGAAGGCAAGAUGGCCACAAAGAACACCAGAAAUAACACCACCUGACACAAAUGGCAAUAAUAAUAACAAUAAUGAUAAUGAUGAUCACUUGGAUCAAAAUAAUAGCUCAGGCAAUAAAUUAUCUGGAGGUGCAAUUGCUGGAAUUGUUGUUGGAGUCAUUGUUGUUAUUGCUGUAUGUAUUGCAGCAUUUAUUAUCAUCCACAAAAGAAAACCUUCAUCAUCAAACGCAGAUAUUGGUGAUGAAGUUUAA
This is a messenger RNA of Trichomonas vaginalis G3, 624 nucleotides long. RefSeq lists its product as uncharacterized. The transcript has a single exon. Lineage: Eukaryota; Parabasalia; Trichomonadida; Trichomonadidae. Bases 1 to 624 code for a protein of 207 amino acids. The record is from RefSeq and is a predicted model, not a curated record.